AUGGAUGAAUACGACUUGCGAGGGCUGUUGGAAUCAUUGACGGAGCUUAAGUCAAAUUUUGUUGUGGCACACACCAGUUUGGAGGAUUUGGAUUUCGAGUCAAUGUCCAGUGAAAUUCCUGCCAAAUUCGACUCGUCGAUAUUGUCGUUGAGGACCAUUCUUCGGCGCGAGCUUGGAAGUCGCUCGAGCAAUAAGCAUUGUUCCACAUUCAACGCCAACUCUAGUGAAUCGCAGUCAAUCGUCAUAAUGUCUAAUCGAUCUCGGUUACCUCAUCUGGAGCUGCCCAAAUUCAGUGGAAUUUAUACGGAGUGGGCCAAUUUCUUCUUAAUGUUCACCGCGAUUAUUGACAAGGAGUCUGAGCUGAGCCCUAUCGAAAAACUGCAGCAUCUACGUUCCUGCUUGAGUGGCGCAGCCCUGAAUACCAUCAGCUCGUUGGAAAUAAAUGAAGCUAAUUAUAUCAUAGCAUUAGACAUUCUGAAGCGACGCUUUGAUAAUAAACGUUUUAUUUUGCAGGCACACAUCAGAGGGAUAUUUGGGUUGGAGAAGGCUGACGCAUCGGUGGGCAGAUUGAGGGAAUUGACCGACAGAGUUACAUCGCAUAUUCGUGCUAUGGAGUCGCUUGCAAGCAAGGAAGAAGUGGCGGACUGCAUUAUCGUGCAGACUGUUCUUCAGAAGCUGGACAAAGCCUCUCAAAAUAGAUGGUAG
Drosophila obscura is the source of this 705-nucleotide messenger RNA. RefSeq lists its product as uncharacterized. The transcript has a single exon. Lineage: Eukaryota; Metazoa; Arthropoda; Insecta; Diptera; Drosophilidae. The record is from RefSeq and is a predicted model, not a curated record. The coding region runs from base 1 to 705 and encodes 234 amino acids.